AUGCACAGUUCAUCCCAACAUCACAUUGAAGCCUGUGCGGUGCUCGAAUUAUGGAAGAAAAAUAAAACCAUCGAUCAAAAAGCUGAAGAUGAAAUACGAUAUAGGGCAUCAUUUUGGCAGAUGGUUCUAGAACGAUUAUUCCGCAUAACACUUAUGUUAUCAAAAAAUUCUUUGGCAUUUCGUGGUCACCUUGAAGGAUUUACUGAGGAUUAUAAUGGAAACUUUUUAUCACAAGUUCAAUUACUUUUUAACUACGACAGUGUCAUGAAACAAAUUUUAGAAAUGCCAUCUGGUUCAAUCCGAUACUUAAGUCCAACCACACAGAAUGAACUAAUACAUUGCCUGGGAAAAAAGUUAUUGAAUGACUUGAUUGCAAAUAUUAAUUCAUCAUCAUUUUAUGCCCUAAUGUUAGACACAACACAAGACAUUACCAAGAGAGACCAAUUAAGUGUUAUAAUACGGCAUGUUCACAUUGUUAGAAAUGUAAAUCAAGAACCAACUCAUUUUAAAAUUAAGGAUACAUUUAAUGAAUUGAAGGACCAUUCAGCAGAGGGAAUGACUAAUCAAGUAUUGACAUUAUUGAAAGAAGCACAUAUUCCAAUUGAAAAGUGUUAUGGGCAGGGUUACGAUGGUGCUAACGUUAUGAGUGGAGUUUACAGUGGUGUACAAACCAGGAUUAAACAAAUCCAACCAAAUGCUGAGUAUGUACACUGUAACAGUCAUAAUUUAAAUUUGGUAAUUAAUGACUACGUAAAUGGUUCGUAUGAUAUCUUAUUAUUUUAUGCUACUCUUCAAAAUAUUUAUUUAUUUUUUGGAAAUAGCAUAAAAAGAUGGGACCUCCUCUCUAUAUUUACUGGGGAGUCUGAAGUUACAUUGAAAAAACUAAAUCCAACUCAAUGGUCUGGUAGACUACAAUCAUUAACAGCUGUAAAAGUUCGAUUUAUUGAUAUUUUAAAGGCUUUGACUGAAAUAAUCUUUAAAUCGACCAAAAAAGAAGAAAGAGAAGAAGCACUUCAAAUAAAGAAAAAAAUGGGGACAUUCGAUUUUGUUUUUAUUAGUGUUUUUUUAUUUAAGGAAAUAGACUUGGAGGAAGCUACUGAAGUUUUAAAACACGUUCGUGAAAAGUUAAAUUACAUUAGAAAUUCAUAUGAACAAAUCAAAUUAGAAGCAGAAGAACUGGCACGAAAGUGUGACAUCGAAACUAAUUUUCAAUCAAAAAGGCAACCAGUGAAAAAGCGACAUUUUGAUGAAUUGGCUUCAGAUCAUCGGUUUCAGGACAGAGAGCAAUUGAAUUAA
Messenger RNA from Hydra vulgaris (swiftwater hydra), 1296 nucleotides. RefSeq names its product zinc finger MYM-type protein 1-like. The record is from RefSeq and is a predicted model, not a curated record. Lineage: Eukaryota; Metazoa; Cnidaria; Hydrozoa; Anthoathecata; Hydridae.